AAUUCAAUAAUCUGUGACUGUUUUGAUUUUGAUUUUGAAUAGUUUUUGAAAACUAAAUGGAUUAAGUUUAGAUAAAAAGGUAUACAAAAUUUAAAUGCAAUGCAAUUAAGAUAUUAUAAAACAAAUAGCAUUACGAGUGCGUAUAAACCGAAUAUUGCUAACUUAAUAUAAUUCAUUUAAUGUAUAUUUGAGGUUAAGUUAUAUUAACAAUGUUUGCAAAAUACUUACUGGGAAGAAUAAAUCUCCGUAAACGAUGUUUACUUAUAAAGGAAAGUUCAUUUAUACGAAAAAGUAAUACGAAAAAUUGCAGUGGUAUUAGUUACAUAGUUCACAUAGAAUCAUUUAGUCGGUUGAAGAAAUAUAGAGUAGAGCCGGGGACAAAUUUAUUACAAACUUCUACAUAUUCUGUAUUAUUGCAACACAGGAAAUGGAUUUCCAAAGGUUUAAUAGAUGAUGUAUUUAAAGAUGAGAAGGAUCCAAAUAAAAAAGAUCUAGAAAAGACAAAUGACAUCUUUGCACAACCCAGGGUUACUUUAAAUGAGUUUGCAGCAAAGACUGGACAGAAGGUGUUUGACAUACAUUAUAAACAAAAUGUGGUUGCACCAAAGGGUGGUAAGAAGAAACCUGUACAAAAUGACUGGACCUGCACAUACACUUUUGUUUGGCCUGAGAAAGCAAAGUUUGAAAGUACAGCUGUAUCAAAACGUCAGGCAGCAGAAAAAGCGGCUACUCAAGCACUGCUAUGGCUAUACAAGAAAGAUAGGAUUGACUACAACGGUGCACCAGUACAUGACAAGAAUGCCAUACAAGAACUGUAUAGUACACUGAAUAAACCUGUACAUAUAAGUUUAAGUGAAAAUUCAGUGGAAAGAAUAAAAAAUAUAUGGAACGAUUAUGAGACAGACAUAAAAACAUUGUAUGAAGCCACUUUUAAAGAAGCAAAUCUGAAGUUAUUGAAUAUGAAAUCUGUAUCAGUGUUGAAAGAUUCAACAAUAGACGAUCAAGAUUUCACUGAUGAAGCUGUUGAAAAUGGUUCCAACAAAGAUGACGAUGAUUCAGAUGGCAAGUCGCAAAUUCAUCCUGUAUUCGGCAAACAUAUAACGCAAGUGUCGCCCUCUGCGUUAAUGCGGCGGGAGCGAAUGCUCAGAAACACGUUCGCGCAAUACGACGAAAAUCUAACGCCUCUGCCUAUAGAUCAAUACGCCGAACAGAUAAUCUCUACAUUAGAAAAGUCCCGAGUGGCAGUUAUAGUAGGCGCGGCAGGGUGUGGCAAGUCUACCCGCGUCCCUGCUGCAAUACUCCGUCACUAUGGAGUCAGCACUGCUGCCAUUGUCUCCGAACCGCGUAGGGUGGCUGCUAUUGGUCUAGCACAGAGAGUAGCUGACGAAUUGGGGGAACAUGUAGGAGAGUCCGUGGGUUACCAAGUGCGUCUACACGCGAAACCUCCCCGCCCGCCCGCCGGCGCCAUUUUGUAUUGCACUUCUGGUGUCCUGUUGCGGAGACUACAACUUAAUCCAGGUCUGGAUGGGUGCACUCAUGUCUUCAUAGACGAGGCUCACGAACGAGACGUGAACACUGACGUCACUCUACUGUUACUGAAGCGGGCGUUAGACAUCAACCCGAAUCUGAAGAUAGUUGUUAUGAGCGCUACCUUGGAUACCGCCGUGUUUACCAGAUAUUUCGAUCAAUGUCCCGUAGUAGAAGUGCCCGGUAGAACGUUCCCAGUCGACAUCACGCAUGUAGAAGACAUUCAGAAGAAAUUGAACGUUCGACUUCCCUCUACACUUGAGAAUUCUGCGAAAGAAGAUGGAAGGCCACAGAUUCAUUGUCAAGAGGUGGUAGAAGUAAUAAAAGCUGUGGACAAAAACCAACCAGAGGGAGCUAUUCUAGUCUUCCUACCAGGAUGGGCUGAAAUCAAGCAAACCAAGUUACUACUAGACGAAUGUUAUAGAAAUUCUGCUCUUCAUUUAGUGUUGCCAGUACAUUCCAGAUUAUCAACUACAGACCAAACUAAAAUGUUCUCGAAGCCGUCGCCCGGCGUACGCAAGAUAGUGUUGUCAACUAACAUCGCCGAGACCUCUAUCACAAUACCAGAUGUAGUCUAUGUCAUAGACAGCGGGGCCCAUAAAGAAAACAGAAUACGAGAAGGCACGGGAACUGCAAGUUUGGAAACAGUGUGGGUAUCACAAGCUGGCGCUAAGCAGAGAGCCGGCCGCGCGGGUCGUGUGCAACCAGGUAUCUGCUAUAAAAUGUAUACAAAAGAUAAGGAAAAUGAAUUCGCUCCGCACACUACACCAGAAAUAUUAAGGAUUCCAUUGGAGCAGACUGUAUUGGAUUGUAAGAUGUAUGCGCCCGAGGAUAAGGUAGAAAAUUUCUUGUCAGAACUACCGGAGCCGCCGAGCAAGCAAGCGAUACGGUUCGCCGUCAACGAUCUCAUAGAUUUGGGAGCCCUAACGUCCAGCGAGCGUUUAACACGCCUGGGCGUUUUGCUGUCCAGUAUGACGUUGCACCCGCGGUUGGGACGCUGCGUGCUGAACGCGGCGGUUGUCGGCGACGUGAUAGCCGUCGGCAACGUCGCAACGCACUGUUCCGACAACGUCGAGCUGUUUAGAAAUGCAGCCGAUAGGAGAGACGAGAUACGCGAAAUAAAACGCAAAUUCAGCGCCACGUCGGACCACGCGGCGUUGCAUUGGCUACAGGACGAGUUCGAGCAGCGGGCGGGGGAGCGCGGGGGGGAGGCGGAGCGGUGGUGCGAGCAGCACGGCCUCAGGAGAGAUAGACUCAGCUAUGUCAAGGCUAUCUCAAACCUGCAUUUGGAACAUCUCCUCAAGACCGGUGUCAUAGAGCAAAGUACUGAAGCAGAAGAACUGAACCGUUUCUCUGAGAUCGACGAGCUGACCGCUGCAGUACUGCUAUCUGGCUCCAACUCCUUGCUGAUCACCAAGAAAUAUGUGAAGACCAAGGGAAAACUGAUGACGGUCCAUGGUUUAUUUACCAGUAAGGGCGACAGAGCCCACAUAGGCAGCGAGAGCGUGAACUACGGUAUCACGAAGCGCUGCCAAAGCACGCAACUGUUGGCCUACUUCGGCGGCUAUCACUCCACGGAGCGGCGCGCGCUCGUCGUCCACAAGACGACGCUGAUACCAGCGCACACUGCUUUGCUGUUCUCUAUGGGACAGAUUACUAACGAGGUUGUGGUAUGUACCUUUGAGCCCAUGAACAAAAUAUUUAUUCAUAAACUACGGUAUAAGGAAGCAAGCCAGAGCACCCAACAGUUGGCCUACUUCGGCGGCUACCACUCCACGGAGCGCGCUCGUCGUCCACAAGACGACGCUGAUACGAGCGCACACUGCUUUGCUGUUCUCUAUGGGACAGAUUACUAACGAGGUUGUGGUAUGUACCUUUGAGCCCAUGAACAAAAUAUUUAUUCAUAAACUACAGUAUAAGGAAGCGAAGCACACAACUGUUGGCUUACUUCGGCGGCUAUCACUCCACGGAGCGGCACGCGCUCGUCGUCCACAAGACGACGCUGAUACCAGCGCACACUGCUUUUGCUGUUCUCUAUGGGACAGAUAACUAACGAGGUUGUGGUAUGUACCUUUGAGCCCAUGAACAAAAUAUUUAUUCAUAAACUACGGUAUAAGGAAGCAAGCCAGAGCACCCAACAGUUGGCCUACUUCGGCGGCUACCACUCCACGGAGCGCGCUCGUCGUCCACAAGACGACGCUGAUACGAGCGCACACUGCUUUGUUGUUCUCUAUGGGACAGAUUACUAACGAGGUUGUGGUAUGUACCUUUGAGCCCAUGAACAAAAUAUUUAUUCAUAAACUACAGUAUAAGGAAGCGAAGCACACAACUGUUAGCUUACUUCGGCGGCUAUCACUCCACGGAGCGGCACGCGCUCGUCGUCCACAUGACGACGCUGAUACCAGCGCACACUGCUUUGCUGUUCUCUAUGGGACAGAUUACUAACGAGGUUGUGGUAUGUACCUUUGAGCCCAUGAACAAAAUAUUUAUUCAUAAACUACAGUAUAAGGAAGCGAAGCACACAACUGUUGGCUUACUUCGGCGGCUAUCACUCCACGGAGCGGCACGCGCUCGUCGUCCACAAGACGACGCUGAUACCAGCGCACACUGCUUUGCUGUUCUCUAUGGGACAGAUUACUAACGAGGUUGUGGACGGAUCCAGCGGAGAACUCACAGAAAUACAUCUCCCAAGACACAGGCUCAAAAUUCAAGUACCCACUAGUCAUGCCGAACAAUUUCUACGAGCCAGAGAAAUGUUGUGGAAGACACUUCAAUAUUACAUAGAAAGGGAUCUCAGCGCGACAAAUUUCGAUGAUCUCACGAAAGUGUCUCGGUUCAAAAUACGACUAAUGAAAGCGCUUGGAAGAAUAUUAGUAGAAGCAACUGAUAAUAGUUCUGUACUAAAUAGCACUGAUACGAAUUUUAGAUAAUUUAAUAAAAUAUUUAAACAAUUA
Bicyclus anynana (squinting bush brown) is the source of this 4481-nucleotide messenger RNA. RefSeq names its product ATP-dependent RNA helicase DHX30. Gene Ontology annotation, molecular function: ATP binding; DNA helicase activity; G-quadruplex RNA binding. The transcript is spliced from 22 exons. The coding region runs from base 210 to 3383 and encodes 1057 amino acids. The record is from RefSeq and is a predicted model, not a curated record. Gene Ontology annotation, cellular component: intracellular anatomical structure; cytoplasm; nucleus. Lineage: Eukaryota; Metazoa; Arthropoda; Insecta; Lepidoptera; Nymphalidae.